Molecule: messenger RNA, 1643 nt
Organism: Spinacia oleracea (spinach)
Lineage: Eukaryota; Viridiplantae; Streptophyta; Magnoliopsida; Caryophyllales; Amaranthaceae
Product: probable F-box protein At4g22030
Exons: 1
Coding region: 118-1410 (430 amino acids)
Source: RefSeq, a predicted model, not a curated record
UAUAUUUCUCCUCUUAACAAGCCUAAAAUCAAACCAUCAUCAAACAUUCAAUUCAAUUCAACAAAACCAAAAUCUUUGAUCCAUCAUAUAUUAAUUACAAUUUACAACCUAGCUUCAAUGACUACAUUGCAAUCUUUGUCAAAGGGUUCGAUAUCAACAUUUAGAUUGGACCAUAUCACACAGUCUUAUUUUGUUCGUUCCAUGAAUAAUCAUGCUGGUCUCCAAAUUAAAUCCGCCAUAUCAAUUCCAAAGUUACCAAACUUUAAGCAUUUGAAAGAGUUGAAUAUGUCCAAUAUUGCUACCAAUACCCUCUUUAAGAAAAACACAAAAACAACAAUAAUCCCAAAAGAAGUUGUUAUUAGUCAUGAUAAUGAGGAUCAUAGUGAUCAUCAUGCAACAUUGGAAACCAUUAAACUACAUGUGGUUUUGGAAGCCGUAUUAGAUAGAAUAGAGAUGCACCAUAACAUUGGUGAGCAACGUGAGAAUUGGAACUCUUUAUUGUUGAACUCCCUCAACAUGAUCACCCUAACCGCCGCCACCAUGGCCGGUAUGGUAGGGUUUUCCGGCGAGCAUCAUUCCUUAGGGUUAAACGUAGCUUCAACCCUACUCUUUGCUGCGGGGACCGGAAUCCUUUUGAUAAUGAACAAGAUCCAGCCUUCUCAACUAGUCGAGGAGCAAAGGAACGCGGUAAGGCAUCUAAAGCAACUCAAAAACAAGAUCCAAAUGAUUAUUUCUCUCCGGCCACCAGCACAAGAAGACGUGGAGGCGGCCGUGGAGGAGGUUUUAGCCCUAGAUAGAGCAUACCCUCUUCCUCUCCUAGGGUCCAUGCUUGAAAAGUUUCCCAAUACUUUCAAGCCCGCCGUGUGGUGGCCCGCAGAAAAACCUGGAAAUAUCAAUGCUCCAAAAGAAAACUUGGUUGUCAAGAAAGGGGUAGUGAAUAAUGGAUGGAGUAAGGAGUUGGAGGAAGAAAUGAAGCAAAUUGUUGGAGUAAUAGAUAGGAGGGAUAUAGAAGAUUAUGUUAAACUAGGGAAUAAAGCAUUGAAGUUUAACAAAACCCUAGCCAAGUGUGGCCCGUUGUUAAUGGGUGUCGCCACCGUAGGAGCGGCUUUCGGUGGGCCGUGGGGAGGGCUCGUGGCGGCCGUAGCGGGGUCCACAGCUAGUGUGGUGAAUAGCAUAGAGCAUGGUGGACAAGUAGGGAUGGUGUUUGAGAUGUAUAGGAAUUGUGGUGGAGCUUUUAAGUUGUUGGAAGAGACAAUUGAGUCAAACUUAGAAGAGAAAGAUUUAGAGAAGAGGGAAAAUGGUGAGUUGUUUGAGAUGAAAGUGGCUUUGCAUUUGGGAAGGAGUUUGUCUGAGCUUAGAGAUUUUGCGGCCUCUAGUCCCAAAGGUGAAUUUGCAAGCAAGCUUAUUUAAUUUAUUUUUUUAUAAUUAGAAAAUGUGUAUAUUUAAUUAGCUAGCUAGGAGAAAUUAUUUAUUCUUUCAUUUAUUCAUUAAUUAAUUCAGGGUUAAUAUUGUACACAUUUGUAUAGGAUGUACAAUUUUAACCCCAUCUUGUUUUACUAAAUUGGUAAAACAUUAAAUUCACUCGUAGUUGCAUAUUGCAUCUAUUGUAAUUAAUCUAAAGAGGUUUGAGUUAAUAAUGACAU